AUGUCGGUCAACCAGGAAACCCUCACCCUCGAGGAGACCAACAAGGUCCGCAUCAGCCUCGGCCUCAAGCCCAUCGGCGCCGAUGACGAUGCCGCCGGCGGCGAGGUCGAGCCGACGCAGGACGAGAUUGCCGAGGCCAACUUUGCCCAACGGCGCGCGGACGAGCGGGCGGCAAAGAAGGAGAAGGAGACGAGGGAGCAGAUUGAACGCCUCAAGAACCAGCGCGCAUUGAACAAAAAGCUCCAGGGGUCCACCCUCGGCGACACGUCCAAAGACGACAAGCUCUCAGCGUCCAGCUGGAUCAAGGCGCAGAAGAAGCGCGCGUCCCGGCAUGAAAAGGACCAGGCGGCGAGGCGUCUGCGCGAGAUGGAGGAGGCCGACCGGGUGGCGUACGACGAGGACGACCUCGUGGGCAUCAAGGUUGCGCACGACGCCGACGCGUUCGAGGAGGGCCAGGACGUCAUCCUCACGCUCAAGGACAGCCGGAUCCUCGAGGGCGACGAGGACGAGCUGCAGAACGUCAACAUUGCCGACCUCGAGGCCGACGCCGCCGUCAAGGAGCGCAAGCGCAAGGCGGCGCAGGCGUACACCGGCUACGACGACGAAGAGUUUGAGGAGGGAAGAAUAGGACAGAAGGCCGACGUGCUGUCAAAGUACGACGAGGACUACUCUUCAAGUGGCAAGAUGAAGUCGGAGGGGUUUCGCCUCGGCGCGCCAGUCGAGAAGAAGGCCAAGAAGGAGGAGACCGAGGACAUCGAGAUGUUCGGCGCGGCGCCCCAGUCCAAGGUCAAGCUCGACCUCAACUUUGCUCGCGACUUUGACGUCUCAGAUUACAUGAAGGAGGGCGACAAGGGCUUCAAGGUGAAGAAGAGGCGGGUGAAGAAGUCGUCGUCGAGGCGGGCCGAGGCGGACGACGGGGACGAGAUGGACGUCGACUUUGUGCCAACAUUCACAAAGCGCGCUGUUGGCGACGGGCCCGACAACCUGGUCGACGACGACGACCUCCAGGCCGCGUUGGCGAGGUCACGACGUGAAGCGGCCAAGAAGAAGCCAAAAGUCAAGGCCGAGGACCUGGCAGCGCGCAUUGCUGAGCAGAAGAAAGAGGACGCGGCAGCCGAGGCCGCGCAGGCCAACGGCAACGACGGUGACGACGACGGACGGAUCACCUUCGACGACACGUCCGAGUUUGUGCGCAGCGUGACCGCCAAGUCGCUCGCCGCACCCGUCAAGCAAGAGCGAACACGGACGUCAUCCCCUGCUGGCCCGUCGGCAGCUGCCGAGCAGCCUGUCGUCGUCAAGAUCGAGCGCGUCGAGGAUGGCGACGAGCCAAUGUCGGACGACGACGACGAGGAUGAGGACGACGCGCUCGCUGAGAUUGCCGCGCGCGAGGGCCUCUCGCUCGAGGAGUACCGUCUGCGCAUCGACGCGCAGAUGCGCGAGCUCGACGAGGUCAAGGCGGAGAAUGCGGCCGAGGAGGAGCCCGAGGCGCCGGUCGGCAACGGCGUCGCGAACAUCCUGACCAUGCUGCGCAACCAGGGCUCGCUGGCCAAGAAGAGCGAGCAGGACGAGGCGCGCGAGCGCCAGCAAAAGCAGCACGACCUCUGGCUGGCCGACCACCGGCGGCGGCAGGCGCAGAAGGAGAUGGAGCGCAUCGCUGCGCGCGGCGGGAACCGCGACCAGGCGCAGCGCGAGUACGACAACCGGAUGCGCGAGCAGCAGGAGGCGCGGACGGCGCUCGACGCGUUCAAAAACUACAAGCCCGACAUCAAGAUUGCGUACCACGACGAGUUUGGCCGCGAAAUGAGCGCAAAGGAGGCAUGGAAGAGCCUCUCGCACAAGUUCCACGGCAAGACUUCGGGCCGCAUGAAGACGGAGAAGCGACUGCGCAAGAUGGAGGAGGAGCGCAAGGCGCAGAGCAUGUCGGCGAGCGACACGCCACUCGGCAUGACCAAUGCGUUUUCUCGUCGUCAGCAGAAGACGGGCGAGGCACACAUGGUCCUCUCGGUGGGCAACAAGCAGUCGGUGCAGAUGGACGCCAAGGCAAAGCGCCGCUAG
Vanrija pseudolonga is the source of this 2055-nucleotide messenger RNA. RefSeq names its product U4/U6U5 tri-snRNP-associated protein 1 (gene SART1). The record is from RefSeq and is a predicted model, not a curated record. Gene Ontology annotation, biological process: mRNA cis splicing, via spliceosome; maturation of 5S rRNA. Gene Ontology annotation, cellular component: U4/U6 x U5 tri-snRNP complex. The coding region runs from base 1 to 2055 and encodes 684 amino acids. The transcript is spliced from 3 exons. Lineage: Eukaryota; Fungi; Basidiomycota; Tremellomycetes; Trichosporonales; Trichosporonaceae.